AUGGAAGGGGCGUUUUUAGCCCAAUUCCAGUCCGGAGGGAAAAAGCAAUUAGGUGUAAGUUAUUUCAGACAAACUGAAGCUCACCCAGGGCGGCAGCACGCGACAAAUAAUCCAAGUCUUGGUAUGAGGUGGUUUCCAGCUCUCUCCCUCCUGCUCCCCUUUGCAUUGGGGGGAGCAGCAGAAGACGAGGAACUCCGAGAAGCAUCAUCGGAUCCACACUUGGAGGGGGAACAGUGUUUUCCACGAUACAAACCUCCUCGUUCCGUCUCUUCCCCAUCGCUGGAAACUUGCCUGCCGUCCCCUUUCUGCAACAAGUACACUCGUUCAAUACUUUUCCCCUCGCUCUCUCCUCGCUGUGGAAGAAAGAAGUUUGAUUUUUGUAGGAAACGAAAGGGAUUUUUGGUUUGUGUCGUGCCCUCCGGGGUCAACGCCUCGUCAACUCCACUAUCGUCUGCACCUCCAGCCUGGAAUAGCGAACCGGCAUGGAAACUGCCCGAGUGGGGUGAGCCGGUGAUCGUGGCGAGCAUCCUAUUCUUCGCGUGUUUCCACACUCGACGACGAAGGUAUAAUAUCCUCAACAAUCCAAAAUCCGACUACCGCUCCCUCCUGGAAAACAAUGGCUCCGGCGAAUUCUCCCCAUCUCCCUCGCGCAGUUCUAUGGAUGGUCGGUCAUCGGAUGACGAAGAUGAAGAUCUCACGGUCCUCAGCACAUCCAAACACCCCCCUAAAACCCGUUCCUGCUGCUGUCUUCGUAUACUGACUCCCAAUUCGUCCCGUUUCUCAAACAACUGGCACUCCCGAAUUAUGUACAAGUUCCCGUUCCUAAUGGAAAUGUUCUACUGGAUUAUUACCUAUGCUAUAUAUCGAGUUUCGCAUAUUCUCUCGCAAGAGUUGUUCUCGGACGAUAUCUGGGGCACGGCGCAGGAAAAUGGCUUAAGUGUUUUGAAUGCGGAGCAGUACUCGUUACUGCGCUUCUUUUUCCCGGUUAAGGAGAUUGAUGUGCAAAAAUGGUUUAUGGAUGGACAUCAGGAAUUGUUGACUUUCUUGAAUAAGACUUAUGCGUUGAUUCACAUUCCUGGGAGUGUAUUUUUCAUUGCAUGGUACUACUACUCCGCUCCGAGUCAUGCUAUCUUUGCUGUCGUACGGCGUACCGUAACACUGUGCAAUUGGAUGGCCUUCAUCAUAUUUGCCUUCUUUCCAUGUAUGCCGCCCCGUCUACUCCCGCCGGAAUACGGCUUCAUCGACACUGUCCGCCGCGAUGAUGCCGAGUCGGUAUGGAUGUCCGGUAAAUUUGUGAACCACCUUGCUGCCAUGCCGAGUAUGCACUUUGGCUACAGCUUCAUGAUUGGCGUGACACUAGUGUACCACUCUGGCGUACUCAGCUUCAUGGGAUUGGGAUACGGAGGACGUAAAGGGAAAGUUCUGCAAACUGGCGUUGGCAAAUGGUGGAGGAUUUGGUACUGCGUGCUCGGGAUUUCAUACCCAACCAUGAUUUUGACUACCAUUAUCGCUACAGCUAAUCAUUAUUGGUUGGAUGCCUGCGCUGGAGCACUCGUUGCCGCAAUCGCCUUCCUGUGCAACCGUGUGUUCCUAGUAUUCGUACCGCUGGAGGACCUCCUCCUCUGGGCUCUCCGCCUGGAAAAGCCUAAGCCGAAUUGUGGACAGCAUGCUCAUUAAUUAUACCCCAUCUCCCUGAGGUAAUGGUGUUCUUAUAAGAAACGAAGUAGCAGGUGGCUUUUUUUCUUUCUCUCUAAACCGGAGUUUUUGAGACUAUUCUUUAUCAUUUUGUGCAUUUUUUUCUUAAAAAAAGAAACCAUUUCUUUAUUGCCGGUCGGUUUGGCUUGGCUUGGGUUUUCCCUGUAGAGGGAGGCAGGAGCGGCUUGUCUGAAGGGGGGAGGAUGGCUGGGGGUGGGACAGACAUAUAUACCCUUGUGGUCUUUUGGAAUGGUCUACAAUUUUGGUUGUAGGAAGUGGAGAAGGAAAGAGGAAGAUUGUACCUAGACUAAUAUUGAAGUUUUGAUACCCA
Tuber melanosporum (Perigord truffle) is the source of this 2026-nucleotide messenger RNA. RefSeq lists its product as uncharacterized. Gene Ontology annotation, cellular component: inositol phosphoceramide synthase complex. The transcript is spliced from 6 exons. The record is from RefSeq and is a predicted model, not a curated record. The coding region runs from base 1 to 1677 and encodes 558 amino acids. Gene Ontology annotation, molecular function: inositol phosphoceramide synthase activity. Gene Ontology annotation, biological process: sphingolipid biosynthetic process; inositol phosphoceramide metabolic process. Lineage: Eukaryota; Fungi; Ascomycota; Pezizomycetes; Pezizales; Tuberaceae.